This is a messenger RNA of Suillus subaureus, 2317 nucleotides long. RefSeq lists its product as uncharacterized. The transcript is spliced from 6 exons. The record is from RefSeq and is a predicted model, not a curated record. The coding region runs from base 63 to 2183 and encodes 706 amino acids. Gene Ontology annotation, molecular function: protein binding. NCBI's taxonomy places the organism in Eukaryota, Fungi, Basidiomycota, Agaricomycetes, Boletales, Suillaceae.
AAAAAAAAAAAAAAAAAAAAAUAUUCCCAGCUCCUGAACCAAGUCUCUCUGCACGAGAUCGGAUGGAAGAUCGACAACCCAAUGAAGUUCGUUUAGAUCGCAAGGGAAAAUCCUCCGUACCCGCUAUCACAGUUGCUCGUCGUGGAGGGCACCGUGGAUCCUUCAGAGGCUCUGAUUCUAGUCGAGGUCGUGCGCCGUAUCGCCCAUUCAAUCAAAGGAACUUUGUCCCCUACUCUACCACAUCUCCUGCGUGGACACAUUCGAACAAAAUUUCCCCGGUCCCUUCACUGAAUACACCGAGUAGUUCGUUUGUUAAACAAGAGCCUUUGGGCCAUUUAGAACAAUCGAACUUGCGCCCGCCGAAGCGAACGAAGUUUAAUUCUCAGCAUUUCCCCCCAGGGGGGUCUCAAGGCUCAGAGAGGCACUUCCAAAGGCGAAGAUUUCCCCAUACCAACUUUGCUUUACCUUCACAAUGCCCGAAAGUCAUCCCUGGCGAUCACGAAGCACAGGCUGUUUUCUCCCCUUACAAAGAAAUACAUGACGAUCGCUCUGUUCCCGGAAAGACGAGUGAAGCUGUGCAACGCGAUUUGCCUAGUGGUAAGGCGCAUAUUGUUCAAAAUAAGUCCCAAUAUGAUAAGAGUGCGAAUAGCACUCAGAAGAUUGUAAUGGGCUGUGCUUCUGGAUAUGGCGAGGAGACCUCUAAAGUCAGUCCCAUCGUGGGUGCAAGCAGCUCAACUCGAAGACUGCCACAGCUAGCGGAAUCUUCUUUGCCCGAGUCAUUGGAGGUGGUUCUAAGCUCCUACCCAACACACGCAGCAAUACCUCGAAUAAAGACCUCCGCUCUACCAGGCAAGCAGAGAGCCUUUCCAUCUCGAGUUGUAGCUCCUCCAGAAGAGAUCAUUGACCUUACUGUUGAUCUUCCGGACACACGCGUGAUUAUUCCUCCUCCCAUACCGACGCGGUUCUUCCGCUCUGGAGUCCUAAAGAUCAAGUCGGUGUCUUCUAAGGCACCCUCAGCAGUGGAUGUUACUUCUGCUGCAGAACCGAUUGUUUUACUCGAUAGUGAUUCCGAUGACAUUGUUCCACUAAGGGAACUUAUCUGCAGAGAUGGCGGUAGCAUGGUUGCGAAGUCUCGAGAAGAACCGGUUCAAGCAUCCUCCGAGACGCUAGUCAACGGUCCGAACGAGAUUUCCUCCUCAGGUCCCGCUUUGAUGCUCAGUCCUGGUCCUGGUCCUGCUCGUCUUCCUCUCAACACCCACGAUAAGCCCCGCCGCGUGCUCAGCGCACACUGGAGUUCGUCUCUUAUAACUGUAUCUAUGCGCGGCUUCGUUGAGAGCCUGGGUAUGCCUAACCUGGUGUCCCAGCAUAACCUGCGUAGGCCAACUGCCCCAACUCAAGAGUCCGUUGAUGAUGCGUGUAUGCUUCACGCGGGUGAUACGUCAGUCGUUGUCCUGGCUCAUGCACGUGAAGAGAAACAAAUUUCGUACUUGACAUUUCAAACCACCAGGGGAACACAUUUUCGCGUUGUCGAUCGUCCUUGGAAUAGAACCAAGAAGGGGGGGGCGAGUGUUGUGUCGACAAUGAUGCAACCACUUAUGUUUGCCAGUGGAGGUCAUGAUCAUGCUGUUCAUAUUUGGAAUUUUUCUGCAGAUUUUAUGGGCGUCUCCUCGACACUUUUGGCAAUCAAGCACACAUCUAUGAUCCAGUCCCUUCUUCCCAUUCGUGAUACUAGUCACAAACUCAUAUCCGCUGGUGCGGAUUGCAAUGUCCAUUUAUGGGACCUAUCUUCGGAACGUGUUGUACAUACAUUCAAGACAUCCAAUUCUCCGUAUCACGCACAUAAGACGGAAUCACCUUUCUGCACCUUGCUUGAGGUUGGCCAUCGAGAUCUGCAGUUCGAGCUCCGUGACCAUCGUAUGGUUCCAGAGCACCCGGCUGAACGCUUUGGCUUUUUCACGACUGAGUUGCAUGGUCGUUUCAUCAAAGGAGAUACUUGGUCUCACUUUUUCACCUCGGGAAGCCGCAAUGGUGGUGUGCGUCUCUGGGACUUGCGCAAUGUUCGGGAACAACUUGCAUCUGUCUCGUGUUUCAGCAAUGACCAGGUGGUGCAGGUGUUGAAGACGGAGUCUGACCUGUUGGCCUUUUCAAAGCGCGGUGAUGUGAUGACAUUGAAUCACACAUGAAAUGGACACUCUAGUCAUCGCAAUUCCAGCGACGUGCAUUAUUUUAUUAUUUAGUUUUAUCCCUUUAAUUGUCGUCGUAUACUAUAGAGCACGGGUAUUGGAACGAUAGGCCUGUGGUACCGCGUGAACAUGUC